Molecule: messenger RNA, 1143 nt
Organism: Colletotrichum abscissum
Lineage: Eukaryota; Fungi; Ascomycota; Sordariomycetes; Glomerellales; Glomerellaceae
Exons: 4
Coding region: 1-1143 (380 amino acids)
Source: RefSeq, a predicted model, not a curated record
AUGAGGACUAACAAUAGGGGAUACUGUCAACAGCAUCUUUUAUGCCAAGGCAUGAUGAAUGAUGCUAGAUGCAACAACUACAUCAAGAACUACGAUCCCAAAGAGUUUAGGUACUGUUCCCAGUAUCACAACUGCAUCCAACAAGGCUGCGCAAACCAGCGCAACCACCCCAACGGCACCGACUACAGAUACUGCCCAGACCACCGCUGCGACCACCAAGACUGCACAAACCCGAAAUCCCCUCCAUCCUCCUUCUGCGCCUCCCACACCUGCGCCGCACCCUCUUGCCUGGCCCGCUGCCCCGGCGCGACAGGCGACGCCCACGACCCCUCCCGCCACUGCGACCGCCACCGCAUGUGCGCCGCGCCCGGCUGCCGGCGCUUUGCCCACGUCAACGAGCACGGCGUCCCCUCGGCCCACUGCGGCGAGCACCACUGCCGAUUCGAGCAGCAGCCGCCGUGCGGCAACGCGAGGGCGGCGGGCGCCGGCGAGGGGACGUGCUUGGCGCAUACCUGCGAGGAGAGGGGCUGCGGGAGGAUCAAGACGAGGUACAUGCCGGACGCGGGCGGCGUGGCGGGACGGUAUUACCUGGCGACCCGCUGCCGCAGAGCAGGGUGCGACGCCCGCGUCGUCGAAGGGGGUACCCUCUGCCUAGACCACACCUGCCGAGACCGCAGCUGCCAAAACGAGCGGUCCGCCCUGGGCCGCUACUGUACCGACCACAAGUGCUCCGUCCAGGGCUGCCAGCAGCUCCGCGAGACGGUGGUCCUGUCGCAGACGAUGAUGAUGCUGGGCGUGCUGAGCCUCAACCUGCCGCUGUCGCCGUACUGCCGGGCUCACGUGUGCGGUCAGGAGGGCUGCGCGGAGCCGGCGGCGGGCGGCGUGAAUGGGGGUGGUUCGCGGUAUUGUCUUGCGCACGCGAGGUGUCGGAGGCCGGGGUGUGGGAAUGGGGUUGAGGUGAGGGGACGGGAUGGUAGUUUGUGUGAGGAGCAUAAUCGGCUUGGGGGCGGGUGGAUGGGAAGGAGGGGGAUGUUGGAUCCUGAUGCGUAUGGAUGGGGUGGUGGUGGAGGAGGAGGAGGAGGCGGCGGUGGUGGGCAGCAUUGGCCUGGGUUUGGACCUUGGGGAGUGAAUGCCACUAUUUAG